Canis lupus familiaris (dog) is the source of this 1486-nucleotide messenger RNA. RefSeq names its product ubiquitin B (gene UBB). Gene Ontology annotation, molecular function: protein tag activity; ubiquitin protein ligase binding. Lineage: Eukaryota; Metazoa; Chordata; Mammalia; Carnivora; Canidae. Gene Ontology annotation, cellular component: cytoplasm; nucleus. Gene Ontology annotation, biological process: protein ubiquitination; modification-dependent protein catabolic process. Bases 403 to 1320 code for a protein of 305 amino acids. The transcript has 2 exons. The record is from RefSeq and is a predicted model, not a curated record.
CGCCGCAAGGAAGUUUCGAGAGCUUUCGAGGAAGGUCCCCUUAACUCAAAUCCAUCCGCCUAAUCAUUUUCCUACUUUUUCCUAAGAGAGGAGAAGAGUCGCCUGGAAGUGAGGGGAGCUGAUUUUUUAGAGUCCUUCCUUCGGCUCUGAGGAACUUGGGGCUCGGUCGGGAGGGCCGAACUGGGCCGCGGGAGGUGGGGCCGAGCGAACUAUUUUCGGCCGCGUACGGACACGGCGGCUACGUCGGCAGUGAUGAGUGACGCAACAGACGCUGCAUAAAUUUCAGCUCCGCGGAGCCGCGAGCGUUCAGACGCGGCUGGCAUUGUUAGGUGGCGGUGUGCUGGUGUGGGGGUGACUGGACGUGAUUGACUUCGGUGUCCUUGCGUUCGUUAGCAGGUCAAAAUGCAGAUCUUCGUGAAAACCCUAACCGGCAAGACCAUCACCCUGGAGGUGGAGCCCAGUGACACCAUCGAAAAUGUGAAGGCCAAGAUCCAGGAUAAAGAGGGCAUCCCCCCUGACCAGCAGAGGCUCAUCUUUGCAGGCAAGCAGCUGGAAGAUGGCCGCACUCUUUCUGAUUACAACAUCCAGAAAGAGUCAACCCUGCACCUGGUCCUGCGCCUGAGGGGUGGUAUGCAGAUCUUUGUGAAGACCCUGACCGGCAAGACCAUCACCCUGGAGGUGGAGCCCAGUGACACCAUCGAAAAUGUGAAGGCCAAGAUCCAGGAUAAAGAGGGCAUCCCGCCUGACCAGCAGAGGCUCAUCUUUGCAGGCAAGCAGCUGGAAGAUGGCCGCACUCUUUCUGAUUACAACAUCCAGAAAGAGUCAACUCUCCACCUGGUCCUGCGCCUGAGGGGUGGUAUGCAGAUCUUCGUGAAGACCCUGACCGGCAAGACCAUCACCCUGGAGGUGGAGCCCAGUGACACCAUCGAAAAUGUGAAGGCCAAGAUCCAGGAUAAAGAGGGCAUCCCGCCUGACCAGCAGAGGCUCAUCUUUGCAGGCAAGCAGCUGGAAGAUGGCCGCACUCUUUCUGAUUACAACAUCCAGAAAGAGUCAACUCUCCACCUGGUCCUGCGCCUGAGGGGUGGUAUGCAGAUCUUCGUGAAGACCCUGACCGGCAAGACCAUCACCCUGGAGGUGGAGCCCAGUGAUACCAUUGAAAAUGUGAAGGCCAAGAUCCAGGAUAAAGAGGGCAUCCCGCCUGACCAGCAGAGGCUCAUCUUUGCAGGCAAGCAGCUGGAAGAUGGCCGCACUCUUUCUGAUUACAACAUCCAGAAAGAGUCAACUCUCCACCUGGUUCUCCGUCUGAGGGGUGGCUGUUAAUUCUUCAAUCUUGAAUUCUUAGUGCCCAAUGAUGGCAUUGCUCUGCACUCUAGCCAUUUGCCCCAAUUUAAGUUUAGAAAUUACCAGUUUCAGUAAGAGCUGAAUCACUGGUUUUCUCAAUAGCUGUUCAAAAUGUUAAUAAAAGUUUUGUUGCAUGGUAGCAUAA